Molecule: messenger RNA, 2766 nt
Organism: Pipistrellus kuhlii (Kuhl's pipistrelle)
Lineage: Eukaryota; Metazoa; Chordata; Mammalia; Chiroptera; Vespertilionidae
Product: cerebellar degeneration-related protein 2-like
Exons: 1
Coding region: 703-1764 (353 amino acids)
Source: RefSeq, a predicted model, not a curated record
UCGAACCUGGGACCUUUCAGUGGGCAGGCUGAUGCUCUAUCCACUGAGCCAAACCGGUUUCAGCCUCCCCAAUUGUUUAAUCCUCUCCGUGAGAAACAUCGACGGGAUGCCUCCUGCAUACGCCCCCACAGGAGAUCAAACCCACAGCCUAGGUAUGUGCCCUGACCGAGAAAUGACCCCGCAACUUUCUGAUGAAUGGGAUGAUGCUCCAACCCACUGAGCCACCCGGCCAGGGCCCCCAACAGCCGCUGGCACCAGGCAGGAGCGCCCCAGCCAGAGCCACGACCCAGCCCCUCCAAGAACAGAAGUCUUCAUAGAACUAAGGAACUGAGGCCGUUGGAGGGGGCGGGGUGCCGGGCGGCGCGAGGCUAACGGUUCUGGCUGGAGGCUGAGGGGCCGUGGAGCAUCCCCGGCAGAGGCUGAGGCAGGACGGACUGAGGCGGGGCCGGAGCCCCCGGGGAUACAUCGUCGGCAGCCGAGAUGCUGGCGGGCAACGCGGCCGAGGAGUUUGAGAAGAGGGAGGACGCGCCCUGGUGCGACCACUGAGACCUCCAUCCCGCAGGACCUCCCGCCGGCUGCUGAGCUUGGGAAGACACCCCUGGGUGGGAGCGGAGGCGGAGGAGGGUUCUCCCCAGCAGAUGCACACACGGCCCGUCGUCAGGAAGGAGCAGCUGCGGGGAAACGGAGGCCCCGGCCGCGCCGAUGGAGCUGCCGCCGCCGCAGGGGAAGGAGCAGGGGGCGAAGGUGCACGAGCACGUCGUGGCCACCGCGCGGGAGCUGGAGGAGGCCACCCGGCAGCUGGCGGCGGGCAGCGCGGCCUCCCGGCACAAGUUCCUGAGUCUGGCUGAGAAGAUCAAAACCCUGCAGGCCAGCACCCGUCAGCUCCAGGCCCAAGUGGAGGAGCUGAAGUCCCUGGGCCAAGGCCGACGGGGCCCGGGGAAGCGGGGCCCCACGCCCGCGCCCGGCUCGGGGGGCGGGAAGGAGCUGCGGGAGCAUGAUGACCUCGAGGCUGCAGGAAAGGUGGCCUCCUGGCCUGGCCCGCCGAGCCUCUACUACACGGAGGAAAACAAGCACCUGAAGAAGUUACUGAGGACGCUGCGGGCGCGGCUGAGCCUGGAGCAGCAGCGGCGGGGCGCCCUGGAGGAGCAGCUCGGGCUGGUGCUCAGGAAGAACGAGGAGCUGGAGCAGCAGCUGGGCGCCGCCCGCGGCUACCGGGCCCGGGCGCUGGAGCUGGAGGCCGCGGUGGCUGAAAUCCGGCGGGUGCUGCGGCUGGAGCGCCCCCUCGUGGUGGAAAAGCUGGUGCACGGCUCCCUGUUGGUCCUCUUCAGAGAGCCCGGCCAGAGCCUGCGGGAAGAGGUGCCCAUGCUGACCGUGCCCGAGGCCCAGCGGAGGCCUCUCCGGAGGCCCCUGCAGCCCAGCAGCAGCAGCGAGACGAUGCACAGCAGCAGCGUGGCGGGCGGGGACAUCGGGAAGAGCCACGAGGGGACCUGCCUCCCCAAGACCAAGGCUGUGGAGCAGAGUUCCCGGCUGCAGGAACUCGGCGCACAGUACGAGGAGCUGCUGACCAAGUGCAAGCAGCAGAUGGGGGACUCACUGUCCCACAGGGCUGGGCAGGCUGCCAGGGCCCCAGCCCGCGCUGGAGCCAGCACCAGCACGCCACUUCCCAAAUACAAGGUGCUCUUUAAGGAGAUCUUCAGCUGCGUCCAAAAGAGGACGCAGGUCGGCAAGCAGAGAGGGAAUUACCGCUCUCUCCCCUCUCCUUAAUGGGGUCUCCAGCUCCCCCCCCCCCCUGCUCAUUUCCUAUCUCCCAUCACCCCUCUCCCACUCAGACACGUGUUUGUAGACCCCGAAGCCUGAAGCUGCGCACUGCUUUGCUUACGUAGCAAGUGUGUGCGUGUGCAGUGAGGAAAGAGGAUGGCGCCUGGUAUCCGUUUCCUCACCCAGGUCUCUCUAAGCCCCGCCGUAAGUCCCUCCCAGGACACACUGGCUUCUGGCCGCCACUCAUUAGGCCGCCCUUCUUCCUUGAGAAGCCCCAGAAGCAGUGAGGGCAGAGCUGUGCCCCUGGGGAGGUGGGCCUGGAGCUUCCAUACGUACAGCACGUACCGCAUUGGGAAAGGGCAAGGGAAACAAACGAAAGAAACUCGGGCAACCCCUGCUGCCUCCUGGCUUCUGGAAAAUUCGGGAGUCAGCCACCAACUUGAACUAUUCCCAAGCACUGUAGGAGACUGUGAAUUCAUGAAGAAGACCGUUCAGGGGAAAGUAGGGGCCUAAUCCAAAGAAACCGUAUUAACCCAGUAAUUGCAUAUAUUUUUUCUAAAACCCAAAUAAAACUACCUUUGAAAAUGAAGAAGGAAAAAAAAAAGACUUAUAUUCUUGAAUUCUAUGUGAUUUCCCUAAUUAGUACAAAUGGAUUCUUGGGGAAAAUAUGAGGAAAAAAAUCACUUGAGCUUGUGCAAGUGAAUCUUUGUUCUUAUAAUGAAAACAGCAAGAGUAAGUAGGUUGGGAUGAAAGCUGAUGGAAGAGUCAGAGGCUCACAGCUGGUACUGGCCACAGACUCAGGACCAUCGGAAUUCCCAGAGGACCCUCUGGGGACCAGGGCUGGUCCUGUCAGUUCCAAAUUACACCUGAUGCUUUGUCCCCUCGAAGGUUAAGUCCAGUGUAUUGUGGAAAGCUCGUUCACCUUUCAAAUUGAAUUAUUAAAAUAACUGUUUCUAGCACUUCCCUUUGUAUUGUGGAAAGCUUGUUCACCUUUCAAAUUGAAUUAUU